Messenger RNA from Orcinus orca (killer whale), 4888 nucleotides. It is a transcript of the gene FAM8A1, whose product is annotated as family with sequence similarity 8 member A1. Lineage: Eukaryota; Metazoa; Chordata; Mammalia; Artiodactyla; Delphinidae. The transcript is spliced from 5 exons. The record is from RefSeq and is a predicted model, not a curated record. Bases 365 to 1624 code for a protein of 419 amino acids.
GCCUGAGUCCACAUCCUGUGAGAUUAUCUGGAGAAGCCUCGGGCCUCCAACUUCAUUAAAACCACAAGAGGUGUGUGUCUGGGGGACCGGUGAUAGUCUGGGUCCCUCAAGGGAUAAGCCCACGCCCAGCCGGGGAGGAGUCCUCCUGCCUCCCAAGGCUCUGAGCACCAAGGCCCACUCUCACGCCCCGCCUCCUGGCUCCGCCCCGCGCCGGCGACGCCGACGAGGGGGUGGGUUUCCGCUUCCGGUGGCGAAUUGUUGACGCCUGCAGCUGCGGCGGUGGUUACCGGGCCGUUGGGGAGGGGCCAGUGGGGGAGUGAGACGGCGCAGUGACAGGACCGCCGAGCGUGCUGCUGAGGCGACGAUGGCGGAGGGGCCGGAGAAAGCCCGAGGCCGCCCUCCCGGGCAGGACGACGGCGGAGGGGACCACGAGCCCGUUCCUUCCCGAAGAGGCCUUCCCGCCGCCGCCCCACGGCCCCGGGACGGGCCGCAGGCCGAACCCCAGGCUCCGGGCCGGCCCCCAGCCCCGGGCCUCGGUCCCCCCGCGGCCGCCACCGAGGAGUCGGAGCCGCCGCGCGAGCCCGAGAAUGGCAGGGAGGCGGGCUCCGGCUCUGGCUCCGGCCCCGGCUCGGGCUCGCAGGCACCGGCAGGCUGCGAGGCCCCCGAGGCGGCGGCGGCGCCGCGGGAGAAGCCGGCGCGGCUGAGCGCCCGAGAGUACUCCCGGCAGGUGCACGAGUGGCUGUGGCAGUCCUACUGCGGCUACCUCACCUGGCACAGCGGCCUGGCCGCCUUCCCCGCCUACUGCAGCCCCCAGCCGCCCGCGCCCAGCUACCUCGCAGGCGCCGGCGCCGCCGCUGCCCCGGCCUCCGGGCCGCCGCCCCUGCAGCUGGGCUAUUACAACCCCUUCUACUUCCUGAGCGCCGCGGCCGCCGGGCCCGAGCCGCCGGCCUCCGCCGGCCUCACCGCCUCGGCUCCGGUCGCCGGCCCGGGAGCCCGCGCGCCUCACGUGCAGCCGCCGGCCCGGGCAGCCCCCGCGACGAGGGUAGGACCCGCCGCUGCCUCGCGAGCCCCGAGCGAGACCGGGCGGCAGGCAGGUAGAGAGUAUGUUAUUCCAUCCUUGGCCCACAGAUUCAUGGCAGAGAUGGUGGAUUUCUUUAUUCUCUUCUUUAUAAAAGCAACCAUUGUCUUAAGCAUUAUGCACCUCAGUGGAAUAAAGGAUAUCUCUAAGUUUGCUAUGCAUUAUAUAAUAGAAGAAAUAGAUGAAGACACAUCAAUGGAAGACUUGCAGAAAAUGAUGGUUGUGGCGCUUAUAUACAGAUUAUUAGUUUGUUUCUAUGAGAUAAUUUGCAUUUGGGGAGCAGGUGGAGCCACCCCAGGGAAGUUCCUGCUAGGGCUUCGAGUUGUGACAUGCGAUACGUCGGUGCUUAUUGCGCCAAGUCGGGUUUUAGUGAUUCCUUCCUCAAAUGUUAGCAUUACAACGUCCACUAUACGAGCUUUGAUCAAGAAUUUUUCUAUUGCUUCUUUUUUCCCUGCUUUCAUCACACUGCUGUUUUUUCAGCAUAAUCGAACAGCCUAUGACAUUGUAGCAGGAACCAUUGUGGUAAAAAGAAAUGGGGUCAGAUGAUGCCCCAAAAAGCCCUGAAUUCCAUACUCUCUGGAAUAAUGACAAGACUAAACUAUAUAUCAAGGCCAUCAGUAUCCCUGGGUUACAUUAACUGAUGAUUUAGAAAUUAAAGCAGUCGCUCCAGUGUGAUGCAGGUGACUAUGCUGAAAGUAUUGAUUUUACUUGAAUGUCAAAGAAAGAACUUUUCCAGAAGAAAAACCUGUUAAGUUCAAGUGUUAAAAUUUUUAGAUUGAACCGAAGGCAAGUAGUGUCAUAAUCAACAAGGGACAGUAUAUACUUAAGAUCUAAGGUAUUAGAACUUGCUGAAAGCAUUUUCAGCUUUGAAAUCUCCAAAUGAAACUUUAAAAGCUUAUUUUGGUUUAUCCCAAAAUGAUGGAAAAUGUCCAUUUGUGUUUUGUGAACACACUCAUCUUUUAGUUAACACUUCUUAAGGAAACUUUUGUCUUUGCUUUUUGCGGGGAGGGAGUGGGGACACACAUUUUAUAAGCCACUUAGCGCCCAUCCCAGGAGCUGGUGAGUUAGCUGCAAGAGAGAGGGGAAAGUGAGGCCGGCCUAGCAGUUCCCUGACUUGAAAUUUUAAAAUCUGUACUGCAGUUUACUGUAGGAAUGAUGUAACUUUAUAACUAUUCUUAAUGCCUAAACAUGUAUUUGGGGGCAGAUUUUGCAUGAUGAUGAAAAAGUAUUAAGUCAUAUUGCUAUCUUAUCCUUGAUUUUUUUUUGUUUUUUUAAAGAAAAAGGUAAGUUAGUGAUUGCUUUUAAUGGGGUUGGGGGGAGGGGUAAGUUUUCACUGUAAAUUUAAAUUGAAACUCAUGUGCAAGUGUUUUCAGUGCCCUAAAUCAAACCAUAAAUAUGUGGGGAAAAGCAGUCCUAUCAAACUGUUGCAUAUUUACUGUAAAACAAUAUUCCCAGUAUGUGCGCAGCAUGAAGAAAGUAUUAGUGCUUUUUCAGUGUUCUGAAUAUAACUUCUCUUUAUAUACAGGAUAUCCACAUACUAGUUUCCUUUUAUUAUAUUGUUCAAGGAAUUAAAUAAUCUUAGCAUUUCAUGAUUAAAUACUAGUAGCCUGUGAAAUACUUACCAAUUUUCCCGUUAGGGACUGUUCUCUGUAACAAGGAAGAGUAGCAUUUCCAGAUGUUAUUCCAAGUUCUUUGGUUCUGUGGGCCAACAGCUCAUUUGGGGCCUGCCAGGGAUGAUGUUUUUGAGGGAAAUUUUAAGUAACACUUUGUGUAUUGCCAUUUUGAUUUAUUCUUCGAUUGCAUAGUUGUAGAGUUUUAAGUGUAUGUAUGUGCUUUUUGUUAGAUGGCCCAGUUAGCUGUGCUGAGGUAUAAUCUGAACUAAAAGUUUUGUUUCUUAGGCAUUUUCUGAAUCUGUUAUUUUCCCCCAAAACACUAAACUGUGUUGAACAGUUCAUAACUAGGGUGCUUACAGGAUCAGUCUAGGCUUUAUUUUGGUCUUAACAGCAAAUACAUUUGCUAUUACUAUAUCCGUUUUUAAAGUGGGUUUUUUUUGGACAUUUAAAACGUGAAUAUUUUCAAUUUGCUUAUAGAAACCUUAACAGUGUCCUUAAUGCCUUUUCUUAUUGUAAAAUUUCAUAAACCAUGAACCAUGGUUUUCAUAAACAAUGUUUUUCAAAAUAACUUUAUAGUAAAUCCAUCACAGAAAGCCUAUUGGUUAAAUGUGUCAAAAUACUAAACAGAUCAUUCAUUCACCUGUUUCUGGGAAGAGAAAGUGUUAUGGUCCUUCACAGUAAACAAACCCAAACCAUCCACUAACUUCUUAAAUUAGAGGAGAAAUUAUUAGGAAAUGUUACAUAAACUUACUGAUUAGUAGUGUAUACAUUAGCAUCAGAGUAUAACCCCCUUUGCCCCUGACUGGGAACUGGAGUUGAAAUGUACCCUUCCGACAUGUAGCUCUGGAAUACACCUUUAAUGUAUAAUUUCCUCGAUGGUUCACCACUUAGGCUAUUUUUAUACAGUAAAACAAAAGGAAAUAUGUAGUCCAGUUUGUUUUAUACUUUAAUAUCUAUGUAGAUGCAUUUCUCAGGAUUCAAGUUACACUAUGUAGCCCUAUCAAGUAAAAAGUGUUACUUUGUCUGCCUUUACAACAAAAUCCAAGUCUGUUUAUGAAUUCAGCACUUAGGGAGAUUUUUGAUUCCCAAGUUGGGGGGAAAAAUGACAAAAUGGGGAAGAAGGGGGAGCCACAUGUUUUUCUCUUGGGGCUGGGGCCUCCCUAUUUUCAGUAUACUUUAUUAUAUUUCAUUUACAGAAAUGCUGAAUUUUCUGUGUCAAGACAGAAUUCUCAUACUGAAGCUCUACAGCCUAAAAAGGCAAAAAGAAAGUUGUCUUCACAGUAUUAACAUUAUUCAUCACUUUUACAAGAUAAUAAGGGAACAAAAAUUAGGAGUUAUGCUGAGAAUAGUAUUUCAGUGAACAUACCGUAUGUAAAAACCACAGGUCAUGUGGUUAAUUUAGGCAUCUAGAAACUCUACCUGUUAUGAAAUGUGCAGCCUGAGUGGCUCCUGCACCUUGAGAAAAGUCUGACAUACUAAUGCACGCUGGGCUGAGCUAGGUGAGGGAGCAGCGGCAAGCAAGCUGUGCUUUUAGGGAGUCUGUGGCUAGAGAGAAAGCCAGCACCUGUGUGGUACUCGCGUGGCACUGCUUCAGAAGUUACUUCUUUCUCCCUAAACAGUCACCUAGUUUCUCCCAAAUAUUUAGGAUUGAAAAAACAUUAUAUUUGAGGGCUUUGUCUAAAUUUAUAAAAGUCUUUAAUGUUUCAAAUGACGGUAAAAAUUAUUCUAACUAAAAGAAGGAUUUUUUUCCCUUAAGUGACUUGUUUGGGCGUUUCACUUAGGCAUAAAUACUUCCAGCAAAAGUUGAAAAUUAAACUACUUGGGAAUAAAGGGCUUUUUGAUGAGAAUGUAUUAACUUUUUUUAUUCUACACUUACCCCUAUGAAAACAGGCUGCUGUUCCUUUUAAAGAAUAUUCCUAAAUAAUAGCAGUAUUCCUAAAAUCUGGCAAAUACUUCAGUUACUUGCCAUUUCCCACCCUCCAGCCCAUACCAAAGGCCAAAAUCUUUGCAAUACGUGCGUGCCUGGGUAAAGUUCCUCAUCUCAAGCUGUGUGCGUAUUUCUUUGCAGUUCAUUAUAGUAUGGCUUGAUCCACAAACAGUAUCUGAUGGCCUGCCUAUAAAUGAAAAUUCAACAUUCUGUUUUUAAUAAUUUGCCACCAAUUUGUAUUCUUUGUCUCAAUAAAUACCUGGUCACCAA